Messenger RNA from Indicator indicator, 720 nucleotides. RefSeq names its product interleukin 22 receptor subunit alpha 2 (gene IL22RA2). The record is from RefSeq and is a predicted model, not a curated record. Gene Ontology annotation, molecular function: interleukin-22 receptor activity; protein binding. Lineage: Eukaryota; Metazoa; Chordata; Aves; Piciformes; Indicatoridae. The transcript is spliced from 5 exons. The coding region runs from base 1 to 720 and encodes 239 amino acids.
AUGAGGAGGAUCACGCUUUCCUCUCUCUGCUUGCUGAUGCACCUGCUUCAGGACAAGACAGCUACAAUUUUAGGUUCAGAAAACCGAAACUUGCAAUACUUGAUCAAGCCGCAGAAGGUGGAGUUUCGUUCAUUAAACUUCAACAACACUUUGCACUGGCAGCCGGGGAGGGCCAGGGAGGCAAGAGACACGGUCUACUUCGUGCAGUAUAAAGUGUAUGGGCAGAGCACAUGGCAAAACAAAGACGACUGCUGGGGGAUUCAAAGCCAUGUCUGUGACCUAACAAACGAGACCUCUGACAUCCAAGAGCCUUACUACGGCAGAGUGAAAGCUGCGUCAGCUGGCAUCUAUUCUGACUGGAGCCUCAGCUGCAGAUUCACUCCCUGGCGAGAAACUAUGAUAGGACCUCCAUCAGUAACUGUGGUUCACAGCAACAAAUUCAUAAAAGUAAAGCUCCAGGCUCCAUGUUCUCCUUAUAAAAGGAAGAAAGGCAGCAAGAUACCAAUGGCAAACUAUUAUGAUCUGGUCUAUCAAGUCUUCAUAAUUAACAACUUGCUAGAUGAGCAACAUAAGCUCCUGGUAUACGAAGGACAAGACAAGGUUAUUAAAAUAGAAGAUCUGAGGCCUGGAGUCAGCUACUGUAUCACAGCUAAAACAUAUGUGCCACUGCUGGACCGCAGCAGUGCCUACAGCAGCAGGCAAUGCACCGUGCUGGAGUGA